ACUGGCUGGCCUCUUUUCAUCACUGUCGUUGCAUUCACUCCUGGCCUCGAACUUCGUGGGUUCGCGUCCAGCCGCUUGCUCGAGUCCACCGAAUCGGCCAGACCAAGUCUCAGCAACCGAGCCCUAAUUCGCUACACCCUCUCCACCAUCACUCGUUGGGGCUCAACAACAGACGUCAGAGUCUCAGUCGGCCAGACGACCGAGCAACUCGUCGUCGAACACAUUGUGCAGGAAAAAGGCAUUAAUGGCUUGUGUGUGUGUGUUCCCUUAGAAGAGUUACAAGCGCUUGAGACGACUAGACCGAAGACGAAGACGAAGAGGGUAGAGCGAGUUGAUAGAAUUCCGGCUCACUACCCGCACAGCCAUAGAUCAAUCUAUACAACUAAUCAACCCUAUCUCCGUCUUCCUCGGUACAGCCACAAUCCUGCGGUCGAAGCAUGGCCAGGGGGGUGGGGGGUGGUGGUGACACAAAGUGGUGGCGAAGCUUAUGAACAUGUGAAGAAGAACUCUUCCACUGCGCCUGGUAUGGCGUCUGUUGGUCCGGCCUGCCUGCGCGACAUGCGACAUGCGACACACUCAUUUCGAGACGCACACACCCGCUCGAAAGCAGCACAACUCUGGAAUGUGGAGCAGCAAAGCGUUGCUGCCGUCUCCAGACCGUCUCCAAGUAACCUGAUACAAGCCGCACUUGUGCACCAUCACACCAUCAGGCGUGAAGCUGUGCCAGUGCGAGAUGCACACGUGUGUCUUUUGUGUUGUCCGUUUGCAGGCAUGCGUGUGCAUGUGCAGUCCGGUGCAUGUGUUUGUCUGUUGGAUGUUGUGCAGAGGCAUCGGAGCAUCGAUGGACGAAAACCGGUUUGCUCAUGCACCAAAUUUUGGCACAGGCCCACAGUUCAGGUAUCCGACUCCGUCUCGACAUGCCUGCAACAAUCUCUUCUCCGCAAAUUGCACAUCUUCUCCACUCCAAAGUCAUCAGCUUUUCAUUCUGGCACUGCCGCCACUUUGAAAGUGAGACAUUUGGAUGCAGCAUUGCCGACUCUUUGGCUGAUGCGCCACCUCAACCGAACAUGCCCCACAAACUGCUUCACACUUUGCCGACUGAUUACUUUGCACUUUUACCCCUUUCCUACCUUUGCUCACUUUCCCAUCAACUCUCUCAGUUACUUUCUUUCUCGUCUCUUGUAUCAUUACGCCUUGAUCUUCUUCUUCUUCUUCUUUACUUCCUUCCUCACUUCCUCCUCCCGCUUCUUCGUAAGCAUAGUUUCUGCUGUCGGCAUUCGAUUUACCCGAUUGAGACAUUUCAAGAAUCAGCCGAGACUUUGGGCCAACUAUGUCGUCAACUCGACAAUCAGUGGCGUCGGCAGCCUCGGCCACAAGCAUCAGCUCAGCUGGGCUGCCGCCAAGGCAACAGCAGCCAGUUCAGGAAGCCAUCGCCAGCUUGUACAGCUGGGUCUGGGCUACUCGAUGCGUGCUCCCGAGUUGCCGAUUGGUGGUUGGUGGUUGGUGAGGGGUGGUGAGCGGUUUGUUGUCGGUGCUUUUUUGGGUGGUUUGUAUUUGGGCAUUGGUGAUCAGAAUGGGCCGACGGUCAUUACAAAAGGUGCUGUAAAUAAGGACCGGCACUGA
Molecule: messenger RNA, 1623 nt
Organism: Protopolystoma xenopodis
Lineage: Eukaryota; Metazoa; Platyhelminthes; Monogenea; Polystomatidea; Polystomatidae
Source: the annotation of a GenBank genome assembly